AUGGGUCGUGAAAGUCGCCACAGUCAAGUUGAGGAGUGGAUUCAGCAAAUUGACGAAGCUGCCGGUGGGACACUAGCGCCGGAAAAUGUCGACGACAUCUUUCCACCUAUCUCAAUUGGAGUAGGAAUGAACUUACGAGGAGGAAUGCUUAGUAGGUAUACGGGCACAAAGCCUAAGCAAGCAUCUAAUAAAGUACCCGAUGGAGCCCAAACUUCUCACCCCAAGCCUGCGAAUGAAUUCGUGGUCGAAAAUGUGUGUACGGAAGGUACAUCUUCUAUGGCUGGAAUGAAAGAUCCGGUUACAGCAUCUACGCCAAUUCGAUCUAGUGAUAUAGUUCGACGGUCAGUAGUGCAAAGUGUACAACAAACACGAUCGUUGAAUGUGCAGCCGAUAUAUACACAACCAGUGUAUGCACAGUCGGUGUUUGUUCAACCGAUACAGUCGCAACCUACGCUAUCAAAGCUGGUUCCGCGACCGCCGCUACCCACCUUUUUGUUCCCAGAGCCAAUAACAAUGUCCAAGCCAUCGACGUCUCAAGCAAAUGCCUCUAUUCCACCACAAUCGUUCCUAUUGUCGAAGACAGGUAGACCAAUAACGUCCAGCCUUGAAUUGCCUUCCACAAAUUUGACGAGACAAUCACAAGUGAUCCAAACGAUGGUAUCACCGUCGUCGCUCCCCCCGCCAAUAUCACUGCCAUCGCAAGAGCCGUCGUGCAAUUAUUCCACCGAGCGGCGAACGAGUAUGCCACUACCAUCGACGACUCAUGCGUUGUCUCUUCAUCAACACACACAAUCGAACCCAGUGAGAUCAUUGUGUGAUCAAUUAGAUGAAUUAUCGUUACCACCAUCUGUAUUGCGGGCAUCGAUGUCAUACACCCCUUCACCACCAGCACCCCUUCAUACCGAGCCCGGGAUACCUGUGCCCAACAGUUCGGUACAUCAUCCGAGGCUGUCGCGAGUGUCGCUACAGCAACAAGCAGAGCCGUACGUUACCGAGCUGCAGCAGUUGCGAAAUCAGCAGGCCAUGUGGGGACAGUUUCAGCAACAAUUGUCCGCCAGGCAAGUGGUGCCUAAGGAGCUCCCAAUUUUUAAUGGGAAUCCUGAAGAAUGGCCACUUUUUGUGAGCAGCUUCCACAACUCGACUGUAAUGUGUGGAUACUCGCAGUCAGAAAAUCUGAUGAGACUCCAGAGAUGCCUUAAAGGCAAAGCAUUGGAGGCUGUUCGGAGUAAUCUGCUGCUACCGACAUCGGUCCCGAAAAUUAUGGAAACUCUGGAGACAUUAUUCGGGAGCCCAGAGCGGCUAGUUCAGUCGCUGCUCAACAAAGUACGCAGCGUUCCAACUCCAAAAGCAGACAAGCUUGAAACGCUGGUCAACUUUGGUCUCGUAGUCCAAAAUCUUGUUGGUCAUCUUAUAGCCGCUAACCAGCAACCUCAUCUGACCAAUCCAACCCUGCUGCAAGAGCUGGUGGAUAAAUUGCCACCAAAUCUCCGGUUGGACUGGGCGUUGUACAAGAAGAAUGUCCGACCUGUUGAUUUGGGAACGUUUUCCGAAUAUAUGAGUGUUAUCGCUUCGGCCGCAAGUGAUGUAGCGCACUUCAGCGAUUUCGACGGAGCUCGCACUGGGGGAAGUGAGAAGCAGCGAAAGGAGAAGACUUUCGUAAAUGCACAUGUAUCUACUGAACCGCGGAGAUUCGAACAGCAAGGGAAGAAAGCAGAAAAUCAGGAGAAACCUUGCUACAUCUGUCAGAGCUUGAAGCACCGAAUCAAGGACUGUCAUAAGUUCAGGUCUUUAAACUUCAGUGAUCGGUUGAAAGCGGUUGAAUUGCAUCAACUAUGUUCGAUCUGUCUCGUUCCUCAUGGAAGAUGGUCCUGCAAGUCGACGCGCACCUGUGGAGUCGGUGAUUGUACCAAGAAACACCAUCCGUCUCUUCAUCCCAGUCAGCAAAUUGCGAGUAAACCGUCUUCCAACGAAAGCACCGGAGCGCGGCCGAAACCAGACGCCGUAGUCAAUGUCCAUCGUCGUAUUAAAAGUGCAACAAUAUUCCGUAUAAUCCCGGUGGUUUUGUAUGGUAGAGAAGCUCAAGUAUCCACGUUCGCCUUCCUUGACGAAGGUUCCUCGUCAACCCUCAUUGAAAAAGAAGUCGCAGAUCAAUUGAACCUUGGCGGUGAGCUACAGCCGCUAUGUUUGACGUGGACGGCGAAGGUUUCGCGCCAUGAAAAAGACUCCAGAAUGGUCAGCCUGAAAAUUUCAGGGACAGAAAACAGCAAAAGUUUCUCAUUGACCGGCGUAAGCACCGUUCGCCAGCUGGACCUUCCGGUACAGUCGCUGAAAUAUGGAGAAUUAUCUCAACAUUUUCCUUAUUUGGCUGGGAUACCGGUGACAAGCUACCAAAAGGCCGUUCCUAAAAUCCUGAUAGGGUUGGACAACAUAAAACUAUCGCUGCCUCUCAAGACGCGUGAGGGAUGGCCAAAUGGGCCAGUGGCGGCAAAAACAAGACUAGGAUGGACCGUGUUCGGGAGCAUCGAUGGUUCACGUGGGAAUUCAACAUUGCCAUUAUUGCACAUCUGCAAGAGCGCGGAAGAUAGCAAACUUCACGAUCUAGUGAAAGGAUAUUUCGCGGCAGAGAAUCUGGCAGUAUCCGGAACGUUUGGGCCAGAAGCUGAAGAAGAUCGUCGAGCAAAAGAGAUUCUGCGACGAACGACGGUCAAAGGAGCCGAUGGCCACUAUGAGACUGGACUGUUGUGGCGAAAUGACGUAGUGGAGUUGCCGUCUAGUUACGGUAUGGCAGAGCGACGACUUAUCUGCCUAGAGCGAAAAUUGCGAAAAUAUCCUGAAUUGCAAGCGAAUCUAGAAAAACAAAUUUCCGAAUAUCAGAGCAAAGGCUACGCUCACAAAGCCACGUUCCAGGAGAUGCAAGAAAGUGAUCCGAGCCGCACAUGGUAUCUCCCGCUCGGAGUUGUUACGAACCCUCGAAAACCCGGAAAAAUACGUAUCAUCUGGGAUGCGGCUGCCAAAUCAAAUGGUGUGUCCCUAAACGACAUGCUGUUAAAGGGACCGGACCUUCUUUCAUCAUUACCAGCUAUAUUGUGCCGUUUUCGACAGCGGCAAGUCGCGAUCGCAGGUGACAUCCGCGAGAUGUAUCACCAGCUGAAAAUCAGAAAGGAAGACCGACAAGUUCAACGUUUUUUGUACAGAAGUGACCCAGCCAAGGAGCCUGAAGUGUUUGUGAUGGAUGUGGCCAUCUUUGGGUCGACUUGUUCACCGUGCUCAGCGAACUUCGUGAAAAAUUUGAAUGCGAUGGAGUGGAAGGAUAAAUAUCCAGAAGCGGCUACAGCAGUAGCAGAAAACCACUAUGUGGAUGAUUACCUGGACAGUCGCGACACGGCAGAGGACAUGGCGAAGCUGGCAUCGGAGGUACGGAAAGUUCAAACAGCAGCAGGAUUUGAGCUACGUAAUUGGCGAUCGAAUUCGAUGAAAGUGUUGCAGGUUCUGGGAGAAAAAGCGGCGGAAACGCCGAAAGAUUUCAGCGUUGACAAAGAGAGCAACGUGGAACGUGUUCUGGGUAUGGCCUGGUUGCCGGACGAAGAUGUAUUUGUGUAUUCCGUGAAGUUGCCGAAUGAAUUCGAGCGAUCAACGUCAACAAAAAUUGUUACAACAAAGCGAAGCAUCUUGAGAUUUGUGAUGAGCAUCUUCGACCCGCUCGGCCUAAUUUCGAACUUACUAAUUCAUGGAAAGGUGAUUAUCCAGGACCUGUGGAGAGCUCAAGUAGGAUGGGACGAUACUAUUCCGAUAGAUAUCUUGGAACAGUGGGAGCGAUGGAUUGUGCAACUCUCCAAAUUGAACCAAGUUCGUAUUCCACGUUGCUAUUUUCCCGAUUACGAUCGAGACGCAUUGCAUGCCUUGGAACUACAUGUAUUCGUGGACGCAAGCGAAUUAGCCUUCGCCUGUAUAGCCUACGUUAGAAUCAUCGAUCAAGGUCAGACACGAUGCUCUCUGGUAGCCUCGAAGGCCAAAGUUGCACCGUUAAAGCCUUUGUCAAUUCCUAGACUGGAGCUUCAGGCGGCAGUUAUUGGAAGCAGACUAGCGAAGUCUAUCGCGGAAUAUCACACUCUUCCGAUCACGCGAAGAUUCUUGUGGAGCGAUUCUAAAACAGUCCUGUCGUGGAUCAACUCGGAUGCUCGUAAAUAUCGCCAAUACGUGGCGGUACGAAUCGGUGAAAUUCUGGAGGAGACUCAAACCGAGGAAUGGCGCUGGGUACCCACUAAACUUAAUGUUGCAGAUGAGGCCACUAAAUGGGGAAAAGGUCCCACACUGCAGCCGGAUGGUCGCUGGUUCACUGGACCGGACUUCCUUUAUAAGUCAGAGAAUGAAUGGCCACAAGAACGGGUGACCUUGAACACCGAAGAGGAACUUCGUGCUUUACACGUACAUCGCGUACAGUUGAUGCAGCCCUUCCUCGAGUGUGAGAGGUUCUCUAAGUGGGAACGAAUGCUCCGGGCCACAGCAUAUGUGUGCUGGUUUGUAGAUCGUUGCGGAAAAUUCUGCAAGCAAGAGGCUAAGCCAGCCGGUUGUACACUACAGCAGGAGCAUCUUGUGCGAGCUGAAAGAAUGUUGUGGAGACUUGUACAGGCGCAAGAAUUCGCAGAAGAGAUAGUGGUUCUAAUGAAGAAUAAAGCAUCGGAUGGUGAACGGCUGAAAUUGGAGACAAGCAGCUGCAUCAGACACCUAUCGCCUUUCUUGGAUGAGUUUGGCGUGAUUCGUAUGGAAGACGAUAUGGUCACCACAACGGUGAAACUGUGGUAA
Armigeres subalbatus is the source of this 4803-nucleotide messenger RNA. RefSeq lists its product as uncharacterized. The transcript has 2 exons. The coding region runs from base 1 to 4803 and encodes 1600 amino acids. NCBI's taxonomy places the organism in Eukaryota, Metazoa, Arthropoda, Insecta, Diptera, Culicidae. The record is from RefSeq and is a predicted model, not a curated record.